This is a messenger RNA of Penicillium subrubescens, 1587 nucleotides long. RefSeq lists its product as uncharacterized. Gene Ontology annotation, molecular function: thiosulfate-cyanide sulfurtransferase activity. The coding region runs from base 1 to 1587 and encodes 528 amino acids. Lineage: Eukaryota; Fungi; Ascomycota; Eurotiomycetes; Eurotiales; Aspergillaceae. The transcript has a single exon. The record is from RefSeq and is a predicted model, not a curated record.
AUGACCAAAACUAUGUCUGCAAUGGAGUUGCGCCGGUAUUGGAUCAACGGCGAUGAAAUUGCCCUCAUCGAUGUUCGUGAAGAAGGUCCAUACGCAGAAGCCCAUCCUUUGUUUGCUUUAAGCGUACCGGUAUCUGAAAUUGAGAAGAAAUUACCUCCAUUGGUUCCUCGAUUGUCUGCCCCAAUUGUUGUCUACGAUAAUGGGGAAGGUUAUAUCGAUCGGGCGGCAACCCGAAUCUUAGCACUGGGAUAUCGCGAUGUUGCCAUGUUAGAAGGCGGGCUUUCUUCAUAUUCCCUGGUUGGUGAGGUCUAUCGAGAUGUUAACGUGCCGUCGAAAGCAUUCGGUGAGCUGGUUGAAUCUAUCAAUCACACGCCAUCGCUGUCAGCACGUGAAGUCAAGAAUAUAUUGGAGAGCGACAUCGAUGUGGCCAUAUUGGAUGCCCGAUGUUUCGAGGAGUAUAACACGAUGAGUAUUCCCCAAGGCCGCAGCUGCCCCGGAGGAGAGCUGCUAUAUCGCGUACUUGAGGCUGUACCCUCUCCAGAGACAACAAUUGUUGUGAACUGUGCUGGUCGAACACGGAGUAUCGUUGGAACACAGUCCUUGAUCAACUCUCGAAUUCCUAACAAAGUGGUCGCACUUCGAAACGGAACCAUCGGCUGGACAUUGGAGGGCCUUGAGCUUGACACCAAAAAGACUGAGCGGGCUCCACAGCCUUCGCUGGGGGCAUCGCAAAAGGCACGAGAAUAUGCUGCAUCCUGGGCCGAGUAUGUUGGAGUGCCUAUGAUUGAAAUCGACCAGCUUGGUCAAUUCAUCGAAGAGUCGAAGGAUCGGGCUCUCUAUCUGCUGGAUGUGCGAGACCCGGAAGAGUAUGCUCUUGAUCACCCCGUCGGUUUCACAAAUGCCCCCGGAGGCCAACUGGUACAAGCAACCGACGAAUGGGUCGGUGUUCGAGGGGCUCGCAUUGUCUUAUACGACACCGAUGGUGUGAGAGCCCGGAUGACAGCCAGCUGGCUCGUACAGCUCGGAUGGGAGGUCUAUGUUCUUCGAGAAUUAUCCGUGGUACCUGAAAGUCUCCCCGUGCCCAAAAGCCUUUCGUGGCAUUACCCGAAAACCGGUGCGAUUGCGAUCGACAAACUUCGGACGCUCACAGGGGCGACCAUUGUCGAUCUUGCCCGCAGUCCAUCCUAUCGCAAAGGCCAUAUUCCUGGUGCAUGCUUUGCAUCUGGACCCGAGCUCGCCCGGGACUUGAGGACAGUUAGUGGUGACGGCCCUAUCGUGUUGACCUCGCCUGAUGGUGAAAUUGCUGCCAUGAAUCUUGAAUAUGUGCAAGGUUCAGUUUCCCGACAAAUCCUUUACCUGGUGGGAGGGACAGCAGCCUGGGUGGCAGCCGGCGAACCCCUCGAGACUGAACCUCGGUGGCUUUCUCAGCCAAUCGAUGUUUACAAGAGGCCAUACGAGGGCACGAGUAAUGCUCGCAAAGACAUGCAGGGCUAUCUCGACUGGGAAUAUGGGCUUGUCGCGCAACUAGCAAAUGAUGGGGUUAGCCGUUUCCAUGUUGUACGUGACCGGCGUGGGGAGUUUAUCUAG